Scylla paramamosain (green mud crab) is the source of this 3318-nucleotide messenger RNA. RefSeq names its product peroxisomal membrane protein 11B-like (gene Pex11ab). Gene Ontology annotation, cellular component: peroxisomal membrane. NCBI's taxonomy places the organism in Eukaryota, Metazoa, Arthropoda, Malacostraca, Decapoda, Portunidae. Gene Ontology annotation, biological process: peroxisome fission. The transcript has 4 exons. The record is from RefSeq and is a predicted model, not a curated record. Bases 245 to 970 code for a protein of 241 amino acids.
UAAGCUAUCUUAGGCUCGUGGUGAUGCGUGUACCCGCCUUGAUGAGGGGCCUUCUGGCGAUAUUCAUGGUGACAACACAUAUUGUGGUGUGUGUAGUGUAAUGCAGCACACCACAUCACACCACACCACACCACUAUUUGCACGUGAGGAGCAGCUCCCACACAGCAGCUCCUGAAGAAGUGAUAGUGAAGGAGAGCCAGGGUGGUGCAGGAGUGAAGGUUCCUUCCUCAGCAGCAGAUGAGAUAUGGAUGUUUGGGUGAAACUCAACGCAUCUACAGCAGGAAAGGAUAAACUGUUCAGGUUUGUCCAGUACCUGAGUCGCCUGGUGUGGCACAACCUGGAGAGCCGCAAGAACCUGAGGGACACGGUGGCCCGACUCAAGAUUAUUGAGAGCUCCUUCUCCACCUUCAGGAAGUUGCUGCGUCUGGGCAAGAGUCUAGAGGUGCUGCACGGUGCUUUACGAACCCUACACCUCCCAGAUGCCAUACUCCGCAUUACUCUCACCCUCUCCCGCAUCUACCAGUUCCUCUUCCUCCUGGCCGAUCACAUCAUCUGGUUCGGACGUGCCGGCUUGUGGGAGAUCGACAAGGAGAAGUGGUCGAAAGUCUCCAAUAAAUUCUGGCUGGGUUCCAUCAUCCUAAACCUCUUCCGUGAUGUGUACGAGAUUCUCACCAUUACUAAGAGGCGCAUGCGGUGUCUGGGGCCCCCGGUGUAUAUCUCCAGGAACAUGCUGGGGGUCAGGGAGGUGUGCAAGGCUGUCCCUGUGCUUCGACCCGUGGCAGAGUUCGCCGAGGAACACCGCGACGUCUUCUUCGAUAGUGUCAAGAACCUGUGUGACAUCUGGAUCCCAUUGACGUAUCUCGGGCACACCAAGCUGUCGCCCGGCACUGUGGGGUUCCUGGGCAGUGUGUCGUCACUGGCUGGUCUUGUGGCGGUGUUGGAUCCCCUGGCUAAGCUUGCGCCCGCCUAACCUGCUUGAUGUGCUGGAACAAAUGCAUUCCUUUUGUGUUUCUGAGUGUUUCACUCACAGGAUCUUUUGCAUCUAUACUUCUUGGUUAGUGCUCUGGUACAUUCUUUGAUGAGUUGAGUUGCCUAAUCUUGAUGUGCUAAAACUUAUGCAUUUCUUUUUUCUAAGAGCAUUUGGCCAGCAGUCUUUUCACUCACAGGAUCUUUCAUGCUUGGACAUGUUAGUUAAUUCCUCAGUACAUUUCCAGUUGAGGCUUGUGUCAAAAAUACAAAGGGGUGCAAACCAUAUCCAUCAUAUCCUCUCAUCCUCAUGUUAAUGUUAGUAAGGUUAGGAGGUUUGAUGGAUUAAAUACCUGUAUAUUGUAAGGUUAAACUCCACAGUAAACCCUCAGUAUAGCAAACCUUGAUAUAGCAAAUGUGGGGAUAUGAUUAACUGACCUUCCCAAAUAGUUUAUGUUGAGUUUCCCUGAAAAAUAACAGGUGAAAUACUCGCAUUGUGUUUGUGAAGACUCCGUAGUGACAGCAGACAGAUCUGUGGGUGAAGUAAUGGUAUAAUUUAGGGAGAGGAUGCAAGAAAGUUUGAAUUAAGACUGUGGUGAGGAAGAUAAAUUGUUACAUACUAAGUUUCAUUGAGGGGUAACUGAUGAAGUACUUGUUUAGCACUAAUGAAAGGACUCUGUAGAGAUGGCAAACUUAUCUGUGGGUGGAAUGACUAGUAGUCUAGAGAAAUUAUGCUAGAAUUAAUUAAGACUAUAGUGAGGGAGACAAAGCCAUGUUUUUGUGAUGUUUUUACGAGUAUAUUAGCAAAAAAAAAAAAAAAUGAGAAGGGCAAGACAGAGGAGAAAGAAAACAUAAGAAUGAAAGAAAAGUGAAGAAAGAAAGGAUAUGUGAAAAAAGAUAUACAUAGCUAGUGGCUGGGAUUGCAAAAGGAGACAUGUCUGUGAAUAUGUUAAGGGACAGAAUGUGUGGUCAUGCUCAUGUGUAUGCUUGUGGUUUCUUUAUGAAGGGAUAGAAUAAUGUAUACUAAUGUGUGUGUGUGUGUGUGUGUGUGUGUGUGUGUGUGUGUGUGUGGUGUUCCAAUAAUGUAACAUACAAGUGGUGUGUUUGUCAAGGGAGAGAAUAACGUGGUCUCAAUAAUGUGCAUGGAGUAAGAUUGGUGUAUGUUUUAUAUGUAUGAUUGACAUACAAGUGGUUAGAGGUGUUGUGACUAGUGGUUGAUAUGUUUGUUAUGUUUUAUUAAGGGGUAGAGAAUGUAGAAUUAUUUAGUCAUAUUGUCCUAGUCAGAAACUGUGGUGAUAUCUGUGAUGGUGGUGGUGGUGUGGUGUGAUGAUGUGAAGUUGUGUGUGUAUGUGUUGACAAACAAACAAGUAGAAAAAUGUAUCUGAAAAUGUGGAAAAACAUUCUUUGAUGGUAUCUAGUCGUGUGUGUGUGUGUGUGUGUGUGUGUGUGAAAGAGAAGUUAAGUAUGUGUGUAUGUAUGAGGGGCAAAUAGAAAAACAUACAUGAAAGUGAAAAAAAAAAGACAAUUAAAUGGUGACAUGUAUCUUUUUUAAUGCACAGUCUUUCAGUAUACAGUAUUUGUAUGGAAGGCAGGGCAGUGUGGCCUUGUUGCCUGAGUAUAGAGUGCUGUAUUAUUGCUACAGCACAUGAUCAAAAAGUGACUGUGCUGUAUGUUACUGCUACUGGAGAUGAUUAAGGUGUGACAGGGGCUGAGUGACAAAGGAAAAUGAAAUGUAAGUGUGUGCGUGUGUGUGUAGGUGGAAAUGAGUGAGCCUUUUUUUUUCCUAGGAUGUCUUUUCUUUCAGUGAGCCUUUUAUUUCCUCACUUUUUGUUGCCCUUAACCAGUCCCCUUAUACACAAAAAAUGCACUAAAAGAUUAUUAGAAGACAGUUUGGUUAUGGAAACCAUAACAUGGAACAUGGAAAUAUUUGAACUAUGGAUAUCAAGAGAAAAACUUAUUUAUGGACAUUUCACUGGUAGUUUUAAAAAUGUGUAGUGAGACUGUCCCUUUCCACCAGGGACUGAUGGGGCUGUGUGUGUGUGUGUGUGUGUGUGUGUGUGUGUGUGUGUGUGUGUGUGUGUGUGUGUGUGUGUGUGUGUGGUGGUUCGUCUGUUCUGCCCCGUGUGGGAUUGCUGGCCUGGUAUAUAGUGAAUAUUAAUUGAUAUCUGAAUUGUGAGUAUCAGAAGGACACAAGCCUGUAAAGGUGCUGCCAAAACUGAAGGUAUUAGCACAAUUGUAAACCCUUAUUAGUGUUCAUGACUUGUUAGUAUUAGGAAGUGUAUUAUUGUACCGAUGGUUUUUUGUUUAAGGCUUUCAGUGUUGUGAUGGUUAUUAUUAUUACAUUACUACAUC